This is a messenger RNA of Diaporthe citri, 14214 nucleotides long. RefSeq lists its product as uncharacterized. Lineage: Eukaryota; Fungi; Ascomycota; Sordariomycetes; Diaporthales; Diaporthaceae. The coding region runs from base 1 to 14214 and encodes 4737 amino acids. The transcript has 3 exons. Gene Ontology annotation, cellular component: nucleus; preribosome, large subunit precursor. Gene Ontology annotation, molecular function: ATP binding; ATP hydrolysis activity. The record is from RefSeq and is a predicted model, not a curated record. Gene Ontology annotation, biological process: rRNA processing; ribosomal large subunit assembly.
AUGGCGAAUUUCGACGUGAGUUCGCAGAGGGCCUCUCUGCUCAGCGACGCGACCACAUUGGCGCAUUUACCGCCAGAGUUGCUGCACGUCAUUCGCGAUCAGAACCCGACGAAUCUUCUGGACGCGCCUAUAGACUACGCGUUCUUGUCAUUGUUUGAGCAUGCUCGUGCCGAGUCGAUACAGAGGCAGAUCGCCGUCGUGAAAGAACAAGUGCGAGAACUUGCCCCCUCGCGCAUACCACCCCAAGAUCUCACCAGCCUGGUCGUUCAUUAUGGGAACACCGUGCUUCCCCGGCCGCGCGGCGCGCCAAAAAAGGGCUCUUCUCUCAUUGCCACUCCCACGACCCUCCUAAAUCUCGAGAGCCUUGCGAAGCUUCUCCAACAGGCGGGACCCAUCCUCCUCCACGGACCUUCUGGUGCUGGUAAAACGGCCUCAGCUCUGGAGCUGGCACGAGAGCUGGGAAUGGACGACAGUCUCGUAACUCUGCACCUAAACGAGCAGACUGACGCCAAAAUGCUCAUCGGCCUGUACACCACCGGUACAAAGCCCGGUUCUUUCGAGUGGAGGCCGGGUAUCCUGACCACGGCAGUCAGAGAAGGGAGAUGGGUUCUGAUAGAAGACCUCGACCGCGCGCCGACCGAGGUCAUGAGCACGCUGCUUCCUCUCAUUGAACGAGGCGAGCUCCUCAUCCCGAACCGUGGUGAAACGAUAAAAGCCCCUAGCAGCUUCCGUAUUUUGGCCACGGUGAGGACACACAAGGGGAUGGAUGGCCAGGAGAAUAUCCCUUCCCUGCUCGGGCUGCGUUUCUGGACCUUGCUGCCAGUGCAAAGCAUGGUGCAAGAUGAGCUCCAGACAGUCAUGCACGAAAAAUAUCCACUCCUAAGCAAGUUCGUGGCAGAUCCGAUUCUCAAGGUUUAUGAACGAGUGUGUCUCCUCCUGAGCAACUCGGGGCUUAUUCCGGGCGUGUCCGCAGCAUCAGAACGUCCGAUCAGCUCUAGAGAUCUGUUCAAGUGGUGUCGACGGUUGGAGAAGAUUAUCGCUUCAACAGGCGCGAAGACAGGCGAGGAACCGAUCAGCGAGACGGCAUACGACAGCAUGUUCAUGGAGGCUAUCGACUGCUUCGCAAGUGGCAUCAAGGACUAUCGAGUACGCGACAAGCUGAUCCUCCACAUUGGCGAGCUGAUGGGAAAGUCAAGCCAGCGCGUGGAGCACCAUCUCAGCUCGCACAUCCCCCGACUGGCGGAGACUGAGACGCACCUCACGGUUGGACGAUCAACGUUGCGGAAAACGAGACGACCGGAUCGCGUCACGAAAUCGAGAAGGCCAUUUGCGCCGACCACACACGCCAGACGGUUGUUGGAGCAGAUCUCAGUGGCAGUGAGCUUGAAAGAGCCGGUAUUGCUCGUAGGAGAGACCGGUAUAGGGAAGACCACUGUUGUGCAACAGCUCGCUGAAAGCCUCGGUCAAAGGCUGAUUGCUGUGAAUCUUUCCCAGCAGAGCGAGGUUGGCGACCUCUUGGGCGGUUUCAAACCCAUCAACGUGCGCAACCUGGCUGUCCCUCUGAAGGAGGAAUUUGAGGACCUUUUUGCGUCAACUGGAAUCUCGGAAGAGAAGAACCAAAAGUAUUUAAAGUCCAUCAACAAGAGCAUCGCGAAGGGCAAAUGGUCCGACGUUGCGAAACUCUGGAAUCAGGCGCCAAAGAUUUUCGAAGAGAUCCUGAAGGUGAAGGUUGCCAAGAAGAACCGGGACAAGACGCGUGACGCCGAUGGUCAACCUGCGAAGAGGCGGAAGACUGGCUCCACAAAACUAGAGACGCUGCUGGAGCUCAAGCCCCGUUGGGACAAAUUCUCGAAGAACUUGGAGCAAUUCGCGAUUCAGCUAUCGGGAGGUUCAGGGGGCUUCGCAUUCGCUUUUAUCGAGGGCAACAUCGUCAAGGCCGUCAGGAACGGAGACUGGGUGCUUCUAGACGAGAUCAACUUGGCAUCACCGGACACGUUGGAAAGCAUAGCGGAUCUGCUCCAAUCAGGCCCAGACGCGACGCCCUCGAUACUUCUGUCAGAAACAGGCGAGAUUGAGAGGAUCCAAGCUCAUCCCAACUUCAGGAUAUUCGGAGCAAUGAACCCGGCAACUGAUGUCGGUAAACGAGACUUGCCCCAGGGGCUUAGGUCAAGAUUCACAGAGCUUUACGUCUCUAGCCCAGACAAGGAUUUCAAGGAUCUUGUUACGAUUAUCAAAUCAUAUCUCAACGGCCAAAACUCCCAGAUCGAUCAGGCUGCGGACAAAGUUGCCAACCUCUACAUGCGUAUCAAGGAGCUCGCCGAGGCCAAAGCACUCGUUGAUGGCGCCAACGAAGUACCACACUUCAGCUUGCGUACCUUGACACGAGUGCUGACGUACGUCAAUGAUGUUGCUCCGUACUAUGGCCUCGAGAGGUCUCUGUACGAAAGUUUCUGCAUGGGUUUCCUGACACUAUUGAGUCGAGCGUCCGAGACGCAGGUCAUGCCCCUCAUUGUGCAGCACUUGUUCGGCAAGGACCUUAACCGUCUUCUGUCAAGGCCGCCCAAGUAUCCGACCGACGGGCGUGAGUACGUCAAAUUCACGGAUACAGACGACAGCCGAGUCUACUGGCUGCUCAAAGGCGCCGAAGCCCCGCAGGAACGGGCGGACUACAUCAGAACGCCGUACGUUGAGCGGAAUCUGCUGAACUUGGUGCGAGCCACCUCCACACGGCGGUUCCCCAUCCUCAUCCAGGGUCCAACGUCGGCAGGAAAGACAAGUAUGAUCGAGUACCUCGCUGAGUACAGCGGCAACAAAUUUGUGCGAAUCAACAACCACGAACAUACUGAUCUUCAAGAGUACUUGGGCACCUACAUAUCUGGCUCAGAUGGCAAAUUGAAAUUCCAAGAGGGUCUUCUCGUACAGGCCAUGCGUCAGGGGCACUGGAUUGUUCUUGACGAGCUGAAUUUGGCACCCACCGACAUCCUCGAAGCGCUCAAUCGUCUUCUUGACGACAAUCGCGAGCUGUUGAUCCCAGAGACUCAAGAGAUCGUCCGGCCCCAUGAGAAUUUCAUGCUCUUUGCAACGCAGAAUCCUCCAGGGCUCUACGGCGGUCGUAAAGUCCUCUCAAGAGCUUUCCGCAACCGUUUCCUCGAGCUCCACUACGACGACAUCCCUGAAGACGAGUUGGAGCAUAUUCUGCAGAAGCGGAGCAUCAAUACGGCACCUUCCGACUGCAAGAGAAUCGUCUCCGUCUACAAGGAGCUUUCCCGCCUGCGGCAGACCAGCAGGGUCUUCGAACAGAAAGACAGCUUUGCAACGCUGAGAGAUCUCUUCAGGUGGGCUCUUCGGGACGCUGAAACACGCGAAGACAUUGCCAAUAACGGUUUCAUGCUGCUGGCAGAGCGUGUCCGGGAUGAUGAGGAACGCGACGCGGUGAGGCAGGUCAUCGAGACGGUCUUCAAAGUCAAGAUUGACCCCGACCAGCUGUACAAUGAGAGAUUUAACCGGGCAAUGCGGCGGGCCGGUCUCAAAGACAACAAGCAGGGCGUUGUGUGGACCAACGCCAUGCGCAGACUGUACACUCUGGUCUCCCAGGCUCUGCGGAACAAUGAACCAAUUCUUCUGGUUGGUGAGACUGGAUGUGGGAAGACGACAAUUUGCCAGUUGCUUGCCGAGUCUCUUGGCAAAGCACUUCACAUCGUCAAUGCGCAUCAGAAUACUGAGACGGGCGAUUUGAUCGGCUCGCAGAGGCCAGUCCGGAACCGCGGGGCCAUUGCUGAAACCUUGAAGCAAAGCCUGGUGGAAGCUUUCGAGUAUUUGCGACAAUCGCCGCAAGGCAGCAUCGAUGACCUCCUGGCGCGCUAUCAUGCUCUCCCUGCAGAUGACAGCAGUCGGAUCCCCGAUGCUGUGCAGGAGAAGGUCCUUGCCAAUGAGAUCAGGAGCAAGGCUCUGUUCGAGUGGUCGGACGGCAGUCUUGUGCAUGCCAUGAAGGAAGCACAUUUCUUCCUGCUGGACGAAAUCUCUCUGGCAGAUGACUCCGUGCUUGAGAGACUCAACUCUGUUCUCGAACCAGGACGAAGCCUGUUGCUUGCUGAGAAAGGCACCGACAACUCGUUCGUGCGCGCCGCGGACGGCUUCCAGUUCUUCGCAACUAUGAAUCCUGGCGGUGACUUCGGCAAGAAGGAGCUCUCGCCCGCAUUGAGGAACAGAUUCACGGAGAUCUGGGUGCCGCCUCUGUCAAAUAGGCAAGAUAUCCUGGACAUUGUGUUCGAUAAACUGAAGCCCCAGUUCAAGCCCCUUGCACAUGUUAUUGUGGAUUUCUCGUACUGGUUCGGCAAGACAUGCCGCUCAUCAUCGGCCACUGCCUUCUCUAUUCGUGACAUCCUGGUCUGGGUCAACUUCGUCAACCAUGCUCAGGGCAUGCAGCCUGCCAUGGCCGUGUUGCACGGAGCAGCCACGGUGUUCAUCGACACUCUUGGUGCUAACCCCUCAGCACUGCUCUCACUGGAUCCAAAGACCAUGGACGAGCAGAGGCAGAAGUGCUUGGACAAGCUGAAUGAGCUCCUUGGAAAUGGCAUCGACGUCACUGCCAUUUAUAGGAACGAGCCACAGCUGGCAAUCGGUGAAGGAUUUGUUCAAAUUGGGGAGUUCUCUGUCUCUCGGAUGCCUAGCGGUGAGGAUGACUCUGCCUUCGCUUUUGACGCCCCAACAACCAAAAUGAAUCUCAUGCGAGUCAUCCGUGCCCUCGCGGUGAACAAGCCUGUUCUGCUUGAGGGCAACCCGGGUGUGGGCAAGACGACACUCGUCAGCGCCCUGGCUCUGGCAUGCGGGAGGCCGCUCACCCGCAUCAAUCUUUCAGACCAGACGGACCUGAUGGACCUCUUCGGUACCGAUGUCCCCGUCGAAGGUGCGGAGGCCGGAAACUUCGCAUGGAGGGACGCACCUUUCCUCCAAGCGAUGCAGAAGGGCGAGUGGGUUCUGUUGGAUGAGAUGAACCUCGCCUCCCAGUCUGUCCUCGAGGGUCUGAAUGCCUGUCUUGACCACCGAGGAGAGGUGUAUGUGUCGGAACUGGAUCAAGUCUUCAAGUGCCACCCGGACUUCAAUCUUUUUGCAGCCCAGAACCCACACUCGCAGGGCGGUGGCCGAAAAGGUCUCCCCAGCUCUUUCGUCAACCGGUUCAUCGUGGUCUAUGCCGACGUAUUCACUGAGCAGGAUCUCAUGCUCAUCGCCGGAAAGAGGUACCCCAACGUGCCUCAGGACACCAUUCAGAAUAUGAUCAGAUUCGUGUCAGCUUUGGAUUACGAGACAUCUGUUCGCAAAAGCUUCGGCGCCCACGGCUCUCCUUGGGAGUUCAACCUGCGAGACUCACUCCGGUGGCUGGAACUUCUUGCCUCGGAGGACAAGUUGCUUGCCUCAGCUCAAGCAUCCGACUUCCUGGACAUAAUCAUCACGCAGCGUUUCCGCUCCGCGAUUGACAGAGAGAACAUUGCACAAUUGUUUACAGGAGCUUUCGGAGCGCCGCCUCAACCGCACAGUCUGUAUCACAACCUCACCUCGGCCGUAUGUCAAGUCGGACUGGCCAUGCUGGAUCGCAACCCUCUGCUCCAGCCGAGCCGCUUCCCUAAUAUGGAUGUCGUGCCACGUCUUGCGGAAAUCGAGUCUCUCCUGAUCUGCGUCAAGCAAAACCUGCCGUGCAUUCUCGUCGGACCCUCCGGGAGCGGAAAAUCAUCGAUACUCAACCAUGUAGCUGCCUCCGUCGGAAAGGAACUGGUCGUCUUCCCCCUGAAUGCGGACGUCGAUGCCAUGGAUCUCGUUGGCGGAUUCGAGCAGGCGGAUCCCUUGAGGGAUCUCCACGCUAGUCUGGACGAACUUCACGAUGCUCUUCUGGAAUAUGCCUUGUCAUUACUGCCCCAGAAAUCGUCACAAAAUGCCGUCAACCUGAUCAGCGUCCUUGACGAGCGCGGGGGAGAAGCUCGUCUCUCGGAAACCACUGUGUGCUUAGAGGCACUGGCCUCAGAGAUACCAGCCGACUCUUUGCUGGGGCAGCGACUUUCACAUGCACACCAAAUGCUGAACUCUCCAAGGACUCUGGCGAAUCCGCGAUUCGAGUGGCUCGACGGAGUCAUCGUCCGCGCCAUGGAGGCAGGCAAAUGGCUCGUCCUCGACAAUGCGAACCUGUGCAGCGCGUCUGUCCUCGACAGGCUGAACUCGUUGCUCGAGCGCCCCAAUGGGUUCCUGAGCAUCAACGAGCACACUGGUCCGGACGGCGAGCCUAGGAUCAUCAAGCCUCACCCCGACUUCCGGAUUUUCCUGACCAUGGACCCACGCUAUGGCGAGCUUUCCCGUGCGAUGCGGAAUCGAUCUGUCGAGAUUUACCUUGAGCAAUCGCAGAUCGGGAGCGACCGCUAUCUCUCAACCAUAACGGAAAUUGAGUCUUUAAUGCGGAGAUAUAGUCACGCCACUCAUGUGAGCUCUGAAGUCUCCGUGAAUGGCGGUGUUGAGGUCACCCGUCUGGCACUCGACAACCUCGACCUCGGAGACGUCUCGCUUCUGGCGAGAUAUGAGAAAGCUUUCACGGGUGGCCUCGGUUCUUCGCAAGACGUGACAGCUCCUGAGACCAGUUCCGACAUUUCUGCACUCGUGUCGUACGUUCAGUCGACAAAGGCCGCACCCGCGAGACAGGCCAUUCUUCAAUUGUACACGGCCGUUUCCACGAAGGUCUCAGGGAGCGAACUGUUGACUGCGACGCAGCCUCUUCACACCCUAAACAAUGCUCCCAUGGUGAGGGUAAUGGAGAACAACUCAGAUAAAGUUGCGGAGUGGCUGGCCUUUUGCUACGAAGUCUUCAUGGAAAUCCAGUACGCUCAGCAAGCCAUGCAGUCACAGAUCAGGACCCUCGACAGGACCAAGCCCUCAACGUUGAACCGACUACAGCGAUCGCUUGUUUCCGAUCAGGUUGCCAGUGUGGCGAAAGACUCGACCGUCAACGUGGCAGGUUUCCUGAGCUCCAUCGUUCAGCUGAUAGAGGGAUAUAUCGACUCAAGCCUGCAGCAUUCAGAGUCCAGCAUUGACGUCAAGCCAGUUCUGCGAGCGGUUCUGCACUACUGGUGGAGGACCUUCACCUUUGUCACUGGCGCAUCCUUCGAGGAGGCAAGGUUUCAAGCUCAUCUCAAGCAAGGGAUUGACGCCCUGCAGUCCACCACAGACAGCUCCAACAACGAACGAGGACUGCAAGUAGUCACCAGCAUUCUUGGUAAUAUCGAAGAUGCCUUCACGGUUGGCUUCAAACUGACUACAGGACUGAGUAUGGAGACGCUUUGGGCCCUUCUACGGCCAGCUGCUGUCACUGAUGAAGCCACAUUCUCGGCUAUUCAAGAGAUGGAGAAGUUGGCAAACCGCUUUGAUGCUAUUAGGUGGAAGUCCAAUGCCAGUGUUGCAGACCUCAGCAAGGCCAUUUUAUCCUUGGCCGAGGCUUACAGCGUUGUGCGCAAGAAUGCCGUCGCUGCCGCCGACCUCCUACAAAUCCUGCAGGGAGAGAUUGAGCGCCUUGAGGCUAACGCCGACGAUGCUCGCGAGGUCACACCUUUCUUCGAGCAGGAAUUUGAGACACUGAGGCAAGCAUUGACUGUCCAUCGAGCGUCACGCCAGUCGUCCGUCUUCGUGGACGUCCAAGACAUUGUCGUCCUGUCCAACAUGCCCACGCUCUCACAGAUGCGGCUGCAGAGCUGGAACAAUUCUCAACGGCUUCUUCAUUCCAUAGACUAUGUUCUCGCUCGCGCCUCGGAUUCACACCCGUGGAACGGCAAGCUUAUGUCGAGGCUUAUCCAACAGUAUGACUCGACGGCCUCUGCCAAUCUCUUCGCCCUGCAGUCCCUCGAGACAGAGCUGCCAGCCAUGGGCAAACUCCUUGCAGGGUCCUUGGAAGCCGUCUCAGCGGACUCCGUUGGCUGCCUGAACCAGAUCCUGUGGCACUUGAUGCGGGAAGUUAUCGGUUCUCACGACCCGCUCUUGCUCCAGGACUUCGUGUCUCUGUUCGAGCUUCUGUCACAAAAGUUGGUGCCAUCCUCAGUCAAAAUUGAGCGAGGCGGCCUUGCCUUUGAAAUACCAGGCGGUGGUUCCUCUCAGAAGUCCAGAUGUCCCGCGUACAGCGCGGCCAUUUUCAAACAGCACUUCAUACCUGCAGUCGUUGCUCUGGUGACAUCCGAGAAGUCGUUAAUUCAGAAGAGCGCAUUCGCUGCCGUUGCGUGGGUGCACUUCGCCAUCGGGUGUAUCAAGCUCUACGUUCCAGACAAGAUAUUUGAUCCCUACUUGCGGGCCCAGACCGAACGGGACUCCCAUGAAGAGCUUCUGACCAACUUGAGACGCAAGUGGCAAGCUCUGCGCGCCUUCGAAGCGGGCUUCACCGGCCAAGCAUCCAACUUGCGUGCAGAAUUGCUGCGCGAGGAGAUAGACCGCUUGGGUGAGCCUCCGGCAGCCGCGAUCACCAUAUACCGUCCAUCCAGCGUCGACUUGGCUCGACUUCAAGGAGAAUUCAACAACGUUCUGAAUGCCGUUGUGAAGAGUGACGUCGCUUCCGCGGUCUUCGAGCAUCUAGCCAUCGGCACAGAAGACAAGGCUCAAGAACUACAGCUCGUCAUGGACAACGUGCUUCACCUCAUCGAACGUCUGUCCAGUCGCUUCCAGGUUUAUGAGGAUUUGACAGUGCCUUUGGUGACAAUUCUACGUUGCUUACAACUCGGGCUCUCCUUGGGUACUGUGUCUGGCGCCGGGCAGAGAUCAGAUACCGGCUCGCUCCUCAGUGUCACACCGAUGCUGGGCGGGUCACUGUGGAGUCACACAACUCAACUGCCUUCCCAGAGUUUGGAGUUCCUGUCUUAUAUUGGCCUUUGGGUCAGUGUCAAUGGAAUCCAAAGCCUCGACACCUCUCUCCGGCAGCUCGUGUUCCAAUCUCUUCACUACUUCUACGAAGAGUGGAGCAAGAAGCUCGACGCCGACAAGAGGCAGGAAGCCGCCAAAAACAGCCUAUACCGAUACAAGGGGGGCCUUGACGAUGAGGAUGAGGCCGACCAGCAAGAUUUCAACGAGCUGUUCCCUGACUAUGAAGCGGAGGGUGUUGAAGACCGUGCUGCCACAAAGAUUCCGGGCAACGCUUCCCGCAACUUGUCGCUGAAACUGGCUGAACGGCACGAGAAGAUUUUCCUGGAGCCGCAGGAUACUCAACAGAGUAUUAUCAAUUUCUGUUAUAAUUUCUACACAAGUGCCAACCUUUUCGAGUCCCGCAAGCUUGUAAACCUGGUCCACGGCAUCCGGAUGCGCUUCAGGGAACUCCAGAAAGUCGAUGAGAUUGCGCACUUGGAGCCUCUCGCUGACGUACUCGGCGCAUGCGAGCACGUCCUCGAGCUCAGCCACUCGGACCCUCUCGCGAAGAUCAUAACUCGCGUCGAGAAGCUUGUGGCAUUUGUCUACGAGUGGCAGCAUGGUGGUUGGGCCAGCCACAUUUACGGCGCCUUGAGUCUCUACAACAGGUUGACGGACACGGUCGUAAGCUGGCGUCGCCUGGAACUCGCAACCUGGGCCAAGUUGUUCGACAUGGAGGUUGAGAAGUUCCAGACCGAUGCCAAGUCUUGGUGGUUCGUCGCUUACCACGCUGUCAUCGCCAUUCCCAUGACAAAGGUUGAGUUAGGCCAAGACUUGAAGGAUUACUCUGUCCAGUUGGUGUCAGACCUUGAAAUGUUCUUCUCCGAGGCCGUGUUGGGCGAGUUCCACACCCGCCUUCAGUUACUUCUCCAGUUGAGCAAACAGCUCGAGCUCCUGGUCGUUGACUAUGCGCCACUCGGCCUUAUCCACAACGCAGUGCUGAACUUCAUUUCCAUGUACCGCCGCUAUGAGAGCAGAGUGGUGGAGGCAAUUCAAAAGGGAAGGGCUACCGUCGAGAAGGCCAUGAAAGAUGUCCUCUUGCUCGCCAGCUGGAAGGAUACCAACAUUGUGGCUCUGCGCGAGAGUGCCCGCAAAUCUCAUCAGAAGCUGUUCAAGCUUGUCAGGAAAUUCCGGGCUGUCCUUGGUCAACCCAUGAGACCCAUUGUCGACCAAGGACUUCCGGACGAGAACCACGCAGGCAACAAAGCGACAAAAUUCGUUCCUCCCACACCACCCCAGCCGAACGACGCAGCUGCCUCGACAUGCCAGCAGCUGAUUCCUGGCUGGCUUCAUGAUGCUCAUGCUAAGCGACUUUCAAACGCCGGCAAGAUCAUCAGCAUCAUGUCCAAGUCGUCUCAGCUGCCCGAGGCCACGAUCAAUGCAGCCGAAAUAGUUGACACAUUCGUGUCUGACACGAUGUCUGCUAUGUCUUCACUGAAGCGGGAAACUCCAGCUUUCUUGAAUGAUGAGAACAAAGAGCAAGUCAAGCACCUCAAGACUAGGAAGUUCCGCUUGUUUGAAGAAACGGUCAAGGCAAUCCGAACCAUGGGCUUCACGCGGAACCUCAACGAAGCUCACAUUCGCAACCAAAAGCAGUUGGCAGCUGUGCUGGCCAAGUUGGAGUACCUGCCUUCUGGAGGAGAUUCAAGCCUGGCUGGGACCGAGUACUACUUCCACAAGGUUCUGGAUCUGGCUCCACAAGUGAGAAACUCUUUGCACGACCACAACGGCGACCUCACGAACGAGACUGUCCGACGAAGCACCGGUUACAUGGAAGGCAUCAUACAUGUUCUGAUUCAACAACGCCGGUGCCUAGCCGAGAACGCCAACACGUUGACCUCCUUGGAUGCGUCUAUUGCCAACGUACAAUCGCUCAUUCUGUCCAACCAGUCCGAGAAUCUGGUCUCGAAACGGGAGACGUCAAAUCACACUCAACUCCUGCGUUGGCUUGUACCUGUGCUGGACUUGGGUCUCCACCUGAUUGAGGUACACAGCACGCUCGGCAAGGUUGCCAACGGUCCCGUGCAGUCUGCGCUCCAAGACUGGCAUGCAAGAUUCACCAAGCUCCAAUCUCGGUUUGAUGCUUGCCAAAAGCUGUCGGAUGGCCUCGACUCUGAAACUCAGCUGCAAUUGCGAGAGCAGCUGCAGGAGAAGCUGGAUGAUUUCGAGGCAACACUGCAAUUGCUCGAAUCCGAACGGCCUGACCUCGGCUUCAUCUUCCAGCAGCUCCACAUAUGGACGACCAUCACUGUCAGCGACCAGCAACCCGAGACAGCAACCGAGGAUGCUACGGUAUUUGUCAGGGAGACUCUGAAUCUUUCGAAGAAGGUCCUCGAUGCUGUUCAAAAAUUGCAGAAGGCAGCAACAUCCAUGCCAGCAUCAACGGAAGAUGCAUCGUGGCUUCUGCAGUACAAUGACACACUCGCAAACAUGCUCAAGUCUUUGCACAUGACGACAAUCGUUGACAGCAUCGGCGACUCCGUUGCCCGCCUGGACAGUCUGAACUUGGACGACCAGGCCGUUAAGAAUGCUGCAUUCUCUCUUCUUGCCGUCACUCUGCCCUUGCUGCAGCAAUACGCCAUCAUAUGCCGCACAACCGUCGCGGACCUGACCAGUGUGCACUGCUCCAGCUCCAAGAUGGCGCUCAACCUCGGCAAGGCGUUUGUGGAGAUUGCCUCUAGGGGCUUCUGCACCCCACAAGAGAAGUCCGACGAGACCUCCGCAGACUCGGGCAAGCUCGAGAGCGGCACCGGGCUCGGCGACGGCGAGGGCGCCGAGGACAUCAGCAAGGAUAUCCAGCCGGAUGAAGACCUCUCGGAGCUGGCUCAAGAGCCAAACAAGGAGAAAGACGGCGAGAUCGAAGACCAGGAGGACGCCAUCGACAUGGGCCAGGACGAUAUGGAGGGCGACAUGGGCAGCGCAGCAGGCGACGAUAAGGACGAUGAAGGUGAUAAGGACGGCGAGGAAGAGGACAAGGACGAAAUGGACGAGGAAACUGGUGAGGUGGACGAUCUCGACCCCACCGCAGUCGACGAAAAGAUGUGGGACGGGGAUGGCGACGACGCGGACAAGGACCAGGAAGGAGACGACACGAAGGGCCAGAAGAACGAAGACGAGCAGGCCGCAGCUAAGGACGCGCCUGAAAGCAAGGACUCGAAGCAGCAGGACGAGCCAGAGCAGGGUAAGCCCGAGCAAGAAGUGGAAGAAGAGGAGGCGGGCCCGGAGGAAGACGAAGCGGGCGCGCAGGAAGAGUUGAACAGGCAAGACCAGAACGUGGAGGAAAAAGAGGCGUUGGCAUUGCCAGACGAUAUGGACAUCGACGGCAGCGACGACGACCAAUCGGCCAUCUCAGACGACGAUUUGGACAAGCUCUCGGACAUACAGCAAGACGCGGAGGAGGAAGCCAAGAAAGAGGGAGACGCAGAGAGCGUCGAUGAGAAUGAGGGCGACCAGGGCGAGAUGAACCAGGAGGACAUGGAACAGGAAAUCGACGCAGAGAACCCGGACGAAGACAUGACGGGCGACAACGCCGAGAUGGAAGAAAAGGAACCUGAAGCGGAGGAGCAGGGCGCGGACGACUCGGGGGAAAAGGACGAGACAAAGCCACCGCUGGACCCCAACGACAACUCCCACGCAGACCCAGACAAUGCCGCGCCCAGCGAUAUCAAGAGCGGCGCCGGGCAAGACCAGAACAACAUGGAGAACGGGCAAGAUGACGACAACUCGCAGGCCAAAGCGGCGCAGCGCGAGAGCGGCGAAAUGGGACAAAACUCGGACGAUCGGCAGACCGCCGUCGGGAACGAGGGCGCAGUGUCGAGGCAGAACGAUGACCAAGACCGCUCGGACGAGGCCAACCAGCCCGACGACUCAGCACAGUCGCAGCCGUUCAAGAAGCUCGGCGACGCCCUCGAGAGGUGGUACAGGCAAAAUCAAGACAUCAAAGACUCGAUGGACGAGAAUCAGGAGGCUCGGCAACAAGAUGACUCAGAUAUGGCCCAGAAGGAACUGCAGCAUCUGCAAAAUGACAACGACGCCCCCGACGCGCAAGCCCUUGGCACGGCCGCCGAGGACGAGGUGCAGCCCAUCGACGAGUCCAUGGCAAUUGACGAGGACAAGCGAGACGACCAGAGCCGGCUGAUGCCCCAACAAGACAACGAAGAUGACAACAUGGACAUCGAUGAUGACUUGGACGGCGCGGAACAGGACGAGUCCAAAGACAAGGACAUGCCUGAACGCGACGAGUCUCGAAGUGGCGUCGCGACCAGGCGCGGCGCCUUCAACCGUGAGCGGUCCACGUCUCCCUCCAGGACGAACCAGAUGGAGGAGCCAGAGGACGACACCGUGGAGGAGACAUCGACGCAGCUGGACAGCACGCACCUCGGCGACCCUGACCGCCCGCUGCGCGACUACCAGCAGGCCCUCGAGGCGUGGACGGCGCUCCAGACCAAGACGCACCCGCUCUCGCUCGCGCUCACGUCGCAGCUGCGGCUGAUCCUGACGCCCUCGCAGAGCACCAAGCUGUCCGGGUCGUACCGCACGGGCAAGCGGCUCAACAUCAAGAAGAUCAUCCCGUACAUCGCGUCGGGCUACAAGCGCGACAAGAUCUGGAUGCGCCGCGCCGUGCCGACCAAGCGCACGUACCAGAUCCUGCUGUGCGUCGACGACUCGCAGUCCAUGGGCCACACCACCGCCGGCGCCAUGGCCCUCGAGUCCCUCGUCAUGGUGUCGCGCGCGCUGGCGAUGCUCGAGGCCGGCCAGGUCGGCGUGCUCGGCUUCGGCGCCGACGUCUUCACGGCGCACGAGCUGGCCGCCCCGCUCCUGUCGUCCCACGACGCCGGCGCCCGCGUCCUGCAGAAUUUCACCUUCGCGCAGGACCGCACCGACGUGGCGCUGCUGAUCCGCCGGACGCUGGACCAGCUUCGCGCGGCGCGGGCCACCGCCUCAGGCGGUCGCGGCGGAGGUGAAGACCUCUGGCAGCUGGCGCUGAUCCUGUCGGACGGGCUGACGCCGUCGGACUCGCACGAGCGGAUCCGGCGGAUGCUGCGCGAGGCGCUCGAGGAGCGCGUCAUGGUCGUCUUCAUCAUCAUGGACGACAGCUCCUCGCGCAAGGGCGACAGCGUGCUGCAGCUGGGCAAGGCAAAGUUCGUGCGGCGGGCCGACGGCUCCAGCGACGUCGUCGUCGAGAGGUACCUCGACACGUUCCCCUUCCAGUACUACCUGAUCGUGCACAACCUGGAGGAGCUGCCUGGUGCCCUGGCGGGACUGUUGAGGACGUGGUUUGCGGAGGUUAAUUCGUAG